Pseudogymnoascus verrucosus is the source of this 699-nucleotide messenger RNA. RefSeq lists its product as uncharacterized. Lineage: Eukaryota; Fungi; Ascomycota; Leotiomycetes; Thelebolales; Thelebolaceae. Bases 1 to 699 code for a protein of 232 amino acids. The record is from RefSeq and is a predicted model, not a curated record. The transcript is spliced from 3 exons.
AUGGCACAGGUACUAGACCUGUCCAACCCCAAUCGCCCAAUUCAUGUGGGUGUGAUUCUGAUGGGAGGAAUUACUGAAGUGCUUGAUGUGGCACCUAUCGAUAUGAUUUAUUCACUAGGCAAAGACUUUAUCUCAACAUUCCCAGAUGCGCUAGUUCCGCCAAGUCUCAAGGCAAGAGCAAUCGACUUCAAGAUUCAUUGGGUCUCUGAAACUGGGGAGACAACAUACAGUCAGCUCACUAGUGGUUUACGCAUAGUUCCUACAGAUACUUUUGAGACUUGCCCACCACUUGACAUUGUGCUCAUUGGUGCACAUAAUUUUGGCUAUACGCCAAACGAUUCGGAACUACGCUUCGUGCGCAAGAGCUGGGAGACGAGCUCCGCCUUCCUCACAAUAUGUGCUGGUGUUGAGGUCCCUCUACAAGCUGGCUUAUUAGAAGGCAAGACUGUAACAGGCCCUCGAUUCCUACUUAACGAGCUUCGCCGAAACGGACCUAAGUCAAACUGGGUUGAGAAGAGAUGGGUACGAGACGGCAAACUCUGGACCAGCGGCGCCCUACUUAACGGAGCGGAUCUGAUGCAUAACUUUACGAGCUAUUACUGGGGAGGAGGAGAUGAUACAAUCGGGGCUCUUAUAUCAAAAAUGGGCGGAUGGCCUAAUAGAGAUGUUGAGUAUAAGGACGUCCCGUGGAAAGAGUAG